GUGGGACCGGGGUGGGUUUGCAGGGGGAGUUCCCUGGAGCCCUCCAGUGGAUGGAGCUCGUCGUCCUCGGAACCCUCCGGUUCGCUUCCGGAAGCAGACCAGACACGACGUCGGACGCUUCCUGUCCUUACACACCAGCGUUCGGGUCGGUUCCAACACCUUGGUGCGAGGUUUAGGAUUCGAUGGGUUCGUUUGUUUAGGGUUCCAACUGGGUUAGUUUGGGUUUGGUUCCCACGGGUUCGUGCGGAUGAGAUGAGACGACCACUCCUGACGGCGCGUCGUUGUUUCUUCUCUCAAAUGAGGAAAAAGUGAAUGUACUUGUAUUGUAGUGUCCGAUCCCGAUGGAGCUGGCGCCCAUCAGCAACAGUAGCUUUUUGAUCACUGUCUUGAUCCUCUAUGGAUCUUUGGCUUGGCUACUUCGUUCUCCAAGCUUCCUCAAAGCCUUCGAAGAUUGGCGUGCGGGAACCCUCUUCCCCGACCCCAUCAUCUCGGCUCGCGUGAAGUCCAUCCGCUUGGCAUCGAUCCCCGAUUGGGUGGCCAUCUUCCUGCGCGUCGGCGAGAGCUACUUCGUGAUCUCCUGCGUGCUGCGCUUUGUGGUGUAUCCGGACGUGAAGCCGGGAGCAUGGGUGAAACCUGCUUGCUUCGACCUUCACCUCUGGGGUGUUCUGGUGCUUCUCCUUGGCCUGCGCUGGUCAUGUCAACCGGACGCAAAGACAUCUCUUUGGCAACGAAGGUGCAUCUCAGCCUUGUUCACGGCAUCGGCCCUCCUCAUCGAAGUGGAUUUGCCCCCGCCCAUCCGACCGUCCCAUGGUGUGGGCUGCAUCGCCACGGAUUUCUUUGCCGGGGAGCCAUGGUUUGGUCUUGGCUUGCGUUUCUUCUUGAUCCCGGUGACUGUGAUGCUGAACUCCGGUUCACCUGGAUGGCUCGACGAAGAAACUUCAGCAGGUUGGUCACCCAACUUGAAUAUGAUUUUUCUCCUGAUGAAUGAGGUCAUGGUAUGUGGAUUUACGCUACUGAUUCUGCAGAAUUCUGAGAUCCUCUUGGGCAAGCAACAGCAAAGUGCCAUGGACUUGGAAAAUCAAGUUCGCCAGAGGGAGAUUGACAUGAAAGCCACUGAAGAUGUCCUCUCAGCAGCCCGUCAGCUCCUCUCUGUGACAUGUGACUGCUGUGAGCAGCUUACACCCAACUGGGAGAUCGUGGGACCGUCCCAGCGGGCCUUGUGUUUACUGCAGAUCCCUCGGCCCGAAGAAGACACCGAGCUCGAAGAGGCUCCGCUGCAAUUCCUGCAGUUCGUGUACGCUGAAGACCGGGAGCGCUUCAAGCACUUCGCGGCCAAUUCCGAGUCCCAGGCUCCGACCUCCAUUCACCUCCGGAUGCAGACCUACAAAGGAAGGCCGUUUGAGGCACAAAUCUUCCAUGUGAAUUUCCCGGGAGCGCUUCUCCAGCAUCACCUGAUAGGCAUUUGUAAGGCCAACGACUACAUGAAUGAGAUGCUCAGCAUCCCGGAAGAAACCGUGGUGCUGCCCCCACGGCGGGCUCCGGCAGCUCCCGGCGGGUUCGCGGCGGGCUCCGUCAGCAGCGGACGCAGCUCGAGUAGCGGACGCAGCGGGAGGAGUCGACGCAGCGGGAGGAAAGAGAUCGACACGCCUUUGGACCCACGCGAUGUGGAUCUGGCCCUGCACAACAUCAACCAAGUGUCGCUGGAGGUCGAUCUGCAGACCAGUCAGGAGGGCUAUGGACUUCGCUGCGUGGAGCUGGGCUUUGCCGAUCCUCGGAAGGCCUUGAAGCUGCGAAGCUGGAUCAGCUCGAAGGCCUUGAAGAGGGUCGAAGGCUUCCUUCAGGCGCAGAUGAAUGCCUGGUAUCACAAUGAGAAGCCUUGUGAGGAGACGUGCGAAAAGGUGCGAUUUCAGGUGCCAGGCAUUGGUAUCCACUUCACCGCACAGCAGAUGUCAGUCGCCGAGAUCGUGGGACCAACGGAUGAGGACGAUGAGCGGGACUUCAUCAUGCGAUUGAACCUGAGUGGCUUCACAUUUCACUAGUGCCACGAAUUCUCGGAGUCAAUCUCAGAGUUCAUUGCCCCAGGUCCAAACAGUGCAAGCAAAC
Molecule: messenger RNA, 2103 nt
Organism: Durusdinium trenchii
Lineage: Eukaryota; Dinophyceae; Suessiales; Symbiodiniaceae
Source: the annotation of a GenBank genome assembly